This is a messenger RNA of Zasmidium cellare ATCC 36951, 618 nucleotides long. RefSeq lists its product as uncharacterized. Gene Ontology annotation, biological process: regulation of vacuole fusion, non-autophagic. Gene Ontology annotation, molecular function: GTPase activity; GTP binding. Lineage: Eukaryota; Fungi; Ascomycota; Dothideomycetes; Mycosphaerellales; Mycosphaerellaceae. The transcript is spliced from 4 exons. Bases 1 to 618 code for a protein of 205 amino acids. The record is from RefSeq and is a predicted model, not a curated record. Gene Ontology annotation, cellular component: fungal-type vacuole membrane; phagocytic vesicle; late endosome.
AUGUCGUCCAGAAAGAAGAUCCUCCUCAAGGUCAUUAUCCUCGGCGACAGCGGUGUCGGCAAGACGAGCUUGAUGAACCAAUAUGUCAACAAGAAAUUCAGCGCAUCCUACAAAGCGACCAUCGGCGCCGAUUUCCUGACCAAAGAAGUCCUUGUCGACGACCGGUUAGUGACGAUGCAACUGUGGGACACCGCCGGCCAAGAGCGAUUCCAAUCCCUAGGCGUCGCUUUCUACCGCGGCGCAGACUGCUGCGUGCUGGUAUACGACGUCAACAACUCCAAAUCCUUUGAUACCCUCGACUCGUGGCGGGAUGAGUUCCUGCUCCAAGCUAGUCCCAUGGAUCCUGAGAGCUUUCCGUUUGUGGUCUUGGGGAACAAGGUGGAUGUGGAGGAGAGUAAGAGAAUGAUCAGCUCGAAGCGGGCUAUGGCGUUUUGCCAAGCGAAGGGCGGGAUACCAUACUUUGAGACCAGCGCGAAGGAGGCUGUCAAUGUGGAGCAGGCAUUUGAAGUAAUCGCAAGAAACGCCCUGGCACAAGAAGAGUCACAGGACUUCAACCCAGACUUCCCCGAGACGAUCCCCAUCAACAUCGGCGAGAACGAACAGGGCUGCUCCUGCUAG